AUCAUCGCCAACGAAACAGGCGUCCCAGCUAGCCAGAUAUCCGAUGACAGCGACCUCUCCGCGCUUGGGAUCGACUCUCUGUUUGAGUCUGACUAUCCUGUCUCGGCUGCGGGAACGGCUUCAGAUCGAUCUGCCGCAGACACUCUUUGAAGACUGCUCAACGAUUCAUGAUCUCCAGCAUUACUUCUCCACGUUGACCGGUCCAAGUAGCAGAGACUCGACGCCGUCGUCGGAGUCGAUUCUGACUCCGCAAACGGAUGAUCCCGAGUCCUUGUCCAGUGUCCGGGACACGGAACCGACCGACAAGACAUCUCAUCUGCGCUCGCUCAUCGCGCGAGAGCUCGGAAUCGACGUUGAGGAGCUCCUGGCAGCCGACGAUCUGUCUGCCGUGGGAAUAGACUCUCUGAUGGCCCUUACCAUCGCUGGAGCAGUGCGCGAGCAGCUUGGGAUCGCGGUCCCCCCGGACGAUUCUCACGGCCGGAUCUUCGAUGACCGAUAUUGA
This is a messenger RNA of Rasamsonia emersonii CBS 393.64, 502 nucleotides long. RefSeq lists its product as uncharacterized. NCBI's taxonomy places the organism in Eukaryota, Fungi, Ascomycota, Eurotiomycetes, Eurotiales, Trichocomaceae. The record is from RefSeq and is a predicted model, not a curated record. The transcript has a single exon. The annotation marks the transcript as partial. Gene Ontology annotation, molecular function: phosphopantetheine binding.